Candoia aspera is the source of this 1401-nucleotide messenger RNA. Its product is annotated as acetylserotonin O-methyltransferase-like. The coding region runs from base 248 to 1285 and encodes 345 amino acids. Gene Ontology annotation, biological process: methylation; melatonin biosynthetic process. Gene Ontology annotation, molecular function: acetylserotonin O-methyltransferase activity. NCBI's taxonomy places the organism in Eukaryota, Metazoa, Chordata, Lepidosauria, Squamata, Candoiidae. The transcript has 9 exons. The record is from RefSeq and is a predicted model, not a curated record.
CUCUGCAGAUACAUACCCACUCUCUGCCUUCUCUUCCUUUGCUUGAAAUGGAGGUUUACCCUGAGUAUCUCAUGAAACAAUCACUUGAGAGACUGACUUGUAACCUCUCCUUCUCAGCUGUCGUAUAGAGAAGACUUCAGCCACUAAACUCAGAACUUCCCGUCUGUGAACCACGGGCUGUGCUAUCUAAAUAACAAGUGAUCCGGCUGAAGAAGUGUCCUCUUGGGUCUGAGAGAAGCCAAGAACAAUGAGUUCCCCAGAAGAAAUUGAAAAUAUUCAAAGAUUGUUCCAGUACCAGCAUUCGUUUGUAACUUUCAAGGUCAUUUCCACUGCCUCUGAGCUGGGCGUCUUUGACCUGCUGAGGGAGUCGGGGGAGCUGCUCUCCUCCACGGCUGUCGCUGAGCGCCUGGGCACCAGCCACACCGGGACGCAGAGGCUGAUGGAGGCCUGUGUGGGGCUAAACCUCCUGACCCUGGAGUGGAAGGAUGGCAAAGAUCUUUAUGGAAAUACAGACUUUACCAAUCUCUACCUGGCCAAAUCAAGUCCAAAGUCUCAGUUUUAUUCCAUCAAGUUCCAGUCUGACGUUUCGUAUCCAUCACUGCAAUAUUUGCCUGAUGCGGUGAGGGAAGGGAAAAACCAGAUUUCAUCAAUAUAUGGCACUCCCUCAAACAAGGUUUUUGAGACCAUUUACAGAUCAAAGGAAGAGAUGCAAACUUUCUCCAAUUUCAUGAACGAGAUCUGGCCUGUACUAGGAAGAGAAGUGCUCUCUGCUUUUGACCUGUCCCAGUUCCCACUCAUUUACGAUCUGGGUGGAAACACGGGUGGCUUAGCUAAGGAAUUAAUUUCACUCUACCCGAAAUGUACUGUGACAAUUUUUGACCUCCCUGAAGUAGUGGAAGCAUCAAAGAAACAUAAUUUGGUUUCAGAAGAAUCCCAGAUCACUUUCCAUGCAGGUGAUUUUUUUAAAGAUCCCAUUCCUGAAGCAGACCUGUGCAUUUUGGCCAGGAUUCUGCAUGAUUGGACGGAUGAGAAAUGUUUGCAGCUGCUAAGCAAAGUGUACCAGGCCUGCAAACCUGGUGGUGGCGUCUUAAUAAUAGAAAUGCUUCUUGAUGAAAACAGAAGAGGGCCUUCCACAGCCCACAACUUCUCCCUAAAAAUGUUGCUCUUCACUGAAGGGAAAGAACGAACAGCAGCCGAGUUAAAUGUGCUCCUCCGCAAAGCUGGUUUCCAAGAAAUGGAGUUAAAGAAAGGGGCCAUCUUCGAUAUUAUUCUAGGAAGAAAAUAAUGUUGCCCCUGUUUCAUUAUUGUUUAAUGUCUAAGAGGAAGUUGCAGUUAUCAAUCUCUUGAUCUGGUGAUUACAGAUAUAUUCUAUUCUUCCAAAGUCCACAGAAUAUCUAGCCG